UUUUUUGACAACCUAACGAAGAAUGGGUUGAAAUUUAAUAAAGACGCGUUUAGAAAACCAUUAAUUUCGAGUUGUGUUCUUUUGUUGUUUUCGUUUGAUUUCUUUGAACGAAUAAUUACGAUUUUGGAAUCUACUUUAAAAAAAAAAAAAAUUUGUUUUGAAAUAUUUUAUGAAAGAAUUUACUCAACUCGUCCACUUUACAGAGAAAUUUGGUGUUUCUUUUAUUUUUAUUUCUGGGUAACCUGAUGGAGAACUGUGUGAAAUUCAAUAAAGAUGCAUUUAGAAAGUGAUAAACGUUGUGUUGUGUUUUUUUACUGUUUUUGCUUGAUUUCUUUGGGUGAUAAAAAUUAAUGGGUUUGUGAUUUUUAAUAGUUGUAGUGUUGAACUAUUUUUCUGUUUUUGGUCAAAGACAAUUGUAUUAGGGUUUAUGAAGGCUGCCUUAUUAGUCUGCGUUUUGAUGCGUGCUGUUCUAUUCAAUGUAUUAUGCAUUCUGCCAGUUGUACUCUAAUCGAGCAGAAGAUGCAUGCUCGUAUCAUUUCCCGACAUAGUGACAUUAGUUAGAGUCGGUGAAUAUGUUUUUUAAUCAGUAACUUAGUUUGAAUGUGAGCAUGAUUGCUAGUGUUUCAAAAGAUAUAUAUAAACUCUAUUAACUAUUUUGAUGUAUGAUUCAAAAACAGGGAAAAGAAUUUCUCAAGAAACAGGGAAAAUAAUAUCUUAGUGUUUCUUGAGGGGUUUGAAAGAUUUUAUGUCGAUACGUUUGCAGGUUACUCUAUAUUUUUUGUGUGAUUAAUUUAUUAAAUUAUGCGGAUCGAGGAGCAAUAGCAAGCAAUGGUGUAAAUGGGAUGCGCCAAACUUGCAAAGGUGGUAAAUGUUCAUCUGGUAGCGGAAUUCACUGCUAUGUGAUUGAGCUAAGGGUCGAUGAGUAUAUGUGUCUGUUCCAUACAUGUCUUUUUACUAUGUGUUAGACACAGAAGAAAAGGCCUGCAUGUGUCUCUUUUCACUAGACACGUGUACAAUAGGCUGUAUAUCCAAUGAGAAAGAAGUCCCUACCAAAGGGGUGACUUUGACUUGACAAAUUUUGAAGAUGGCGCUCUGUCUUCUGCUUUCAUGGUUGGACUUCUUGUGGCAUCUCCAAUUUUUGCAUCCUUAACGAAGAGUGUAAAUCCAUUUAGGCUGAUUGGAGUUGGACUGUCAGUUUGGACUUUCGCUACUGCUGGUUGUGGUUUUUCAGUUGAUUUCUGGUCCAUUACAUUCUGCCGCAUGCUAGUGGGUGUUGGUGAGGCUUCUUUCAUAAGUCUUGCAGCUCCAUUCAUUGAUGAUAAUGCCCCAGCUGCUCAGCCUUACCUACCUUGGAUAUUUUUGGCUAUAGAAGGAAGAUGCUUCCAAGAUGGAGCUGUAUACAUAAAGCAGGCUGAGGAAGUUGAUACUCCUCUUUUGUUGCAUUAUCGGAAAACGGCAUGGCUGGCAACGUUUUACAUGUGCAUACCAUCUGGGAUUGCAUUAGGUUAUGUUUAUGGCGGAUUGGUCGGACGUUAUUUAAGUUGGCGCGUUGCAUUCUUGGGGGAAGCAGUUUUGAUGCUUCCAUUUGCUGUUUUAGGUUUCAUUAUGAAACCUUUGCAGUUGAAAGGUUUUUCUCGUGCUAGAUCAGAAAAAGCAUCGAUAUAUGUGGAGACGGCUGCCUCAGAAAUUAAAGUUUCAAAUGGUACAGGUGACACAUCCACAGAGAAAGAGUUUGUAGAUCAAAGCUUGAACAAGCGUUCCAAGUCAAAGGGUGCAUUCUCAAGAUUUUUGAAAGACAUGAAAGUUCUUUCGCUUGAAAAAGUUUAUGUUGUAAACAUUCUAGGAUACAUAUCAUACAACUUUGUCAUUGGUGCAUAUUCGUAUUGGGGUCCAAAGGCUGGUCAUAGUAUAUACCAUAUGCACAACGCAGAUAUGAUUUUUGGAGCGGUUACAAUUGCAUGUGGAAUAUUGGGGACACUAAUGGGAGGAUAUGUUUUGGAUUAUAUGACUUCCACAAUCUCUAACGCUUUCAAGCUUCUUUCAGUGACAACAUGUGUGGGGGCAGCAUUUUGUUUUGGCGCCUUUUGUUUAAGGAGCCUAUAUGGUUUUCUAGCUCUUUUCUCAAUUGGUGAACUACUAGUAUUUGCCACUCAGGGUCCUGUAAAUUAUAUAUGUCUCCAUUGUGUUAAACCAAGCAUGAGACCGCUAUCCAUGGCCAUGUCUACUGUCUUCAUUCACAUCUUUGGUGAUGUACCUUCCUCUCCCCUUGUUGGAGUUCUCCAGGAUCGUGUUGAUGACUGGAGGCAGACUGCUUUGAUUUUAACAUCGGUUCUGUUCCUGGCUGCUGCAACAUGGUGUAUAGGGAUCUUUCUUAACGGUGUCGACAGGUCUGAUGAAGAGAGUGAGGAUUCAGACACAGAAGAUGAUGACAUGUCUAUUAAGUAUACAUCAUUGCCUGAAGAGAAGACAGGAGGAACAAGAUAACCUUCUGGUGAACCACAUAAGUCCUUGCCGGCCGCAUAACAAGCAACCAAUUCAGGCUGGUCCUAGUACUUAUUUCAUCAUGGACAUGGUCUGCUUAAUGCUUGUCUUAUUUGUAGAUUAUGCUCCAAUUGCCAGAUAACGUGGCAAGAUUUCAGAAUUUAUUCUGAACAGAAUAAAUUUAUUAGUCAAUUUUUUGGGGGUUAUAGCAAAUUUCAGUGCAGGUGUUUCCAAUUUAUAUAUAUAUAUAGAGGGUGAUUAAUUCUCCAUUUAAAUUUUAGUUUGAUGACUAAUAUAUCUCAAAUAUUUUCCUAGGAUUUAAGCCAUCAAGUUUACUAAUUUCAAGUCUGGAGUUUGAAAUCA
Cornus florida is the source of this 2844-nucleotide messenger RNA. RefSeq names its product probable sphingolipid transporter spinster homolog 2. Bases 1108 to 2484 code for a protein of 458 amino acids. Gene Ontology annotation, molecular function: transmembrane transporter activity. The record is from RefSeq and is a predicted model, not a curated record. NCBI's taxonomy places the organism in Eukaryota, Viridiplantae, Streptophyta, Magnoliopsida, Cornales, Cornaceae. The transcript has 16 exons. Gene Ontology annotation, biological process: transmembrane transport. Gene Ontology annotation, cellular component: membrane.